CGUAGUAGUUAGCAGUGGAGUGGUUGGUGUCGGUGCUUAUGUUGUGUGGACUGAGGUCAAGUCAGGUCAUUACUGCUGUUCACUUUCCACGGGGUCAUAUAUUCCAAAUGUUAGUUGUGGUUGGUUAGUGAAGUGUCUCUCGCAUAUAUCCGACGCUAUGCUCUACAAACUUCUAUGGAUAUUGUGGGUAUUCUACCUAUAUCUUCCAGUGGCAGUUCAUACCGCCCACUUGCCAGCAGAUGCCACGAACACCUCAGCCAAUAUAAUUACUGCCGCCAGCCAAGUUAUUAGUGAAGAUGAGGAUGUUCAAACCUCAAUAGACAUAGAUGAUCUAAUGGGACAAACGGAGAACAAACCCCUGGGAGUUCUUAAACAACUGAUGAACCCAACUUCUAAAACAAAAGGAAUCUUCAACAUAAAAUCUGAAGGAAGCAAGGUUUCAAGCUCUCCCGAUGGUGCUGGAACACAACCGGUGAAAGAAAUAAAAGGAAACUCUUUGAAGCAGAGUAACUCGUAUGGAGACGAGGGUGGUUCUAGAGUGGUGUUUAGUUCUGCAGGAAUAGGCCCAUCUGUACCCGUGGAGACUUAUGAUCCACUAAAAUCGCAGAAUUCUGCUGGUGACAAGGCCGGGUCUUCCUCCCGACAAGGACCCAGAAGAGAAUCCUUCCUAGUGACUCACGGCACUCUCUUAGACACUUCCAGUACCCCUCCGCCUCCACCACUCCCUCAGCUGAAUCACGUGUUUCGUAUGUCGCCUGGAAGAGAGGAGCAGCAGCAGCCCCAGAAACAACGUGAGAUGGUCAGCAAACAAGAACUGAUACUGCUCUUCAGCAACAGUGGGAGAGGAAUAAACACUUUAUCUUCUGGGUGUUCAGUACAACAUGUAAACAUUAAGUCUAGAUGUUCUGCCAACGUGCUGGAGCUGUCUGCCAGUUCUAGAGUUCCCGUCUUGUGUAAAAUAUCGUUAGUGGAAGGAGAAGGCGAGGUGCUCAUGGAUGGAGCAUAUAUGGUGAUGUAUGCAGUACUAGGCGUCUCCUCCAGCAGUACUACCACUGGUUGGAGGCUCCUCAAGGACCUACAUAACACAGACGUCAACAGGAAGUGUGCUACGUGCGACUCCCUCAGGGUCGCUGUUCUAAUAAAGGUGGGAGACUCCACAUGUAUGGUAGAGGUAACGUGCCAGAACAAGGGAGGAGCAAGAGUAAUAAACUUCACUCCUCAGGCGAUAGAUAGAUCACAAGAGUCAAUUUUUCCAACCACGCCGACGCUGGUGACAGCCCCCAGUGCAACCUUCAACCAAGUCUCUGUCCAAGAUGCAACUAGCACUGCCAAAACCACUCUGUCCCUCCUCCACGGAUCUGAUCCGAGUGGUUCACUUGUAACUGGUGUGGUUGAUCUGGGCACAAAAAUGGUGCUGGUGGUUAGCGUCUACUGCAAGGACAUCACCCUAGACCUGCAUAUGGUAAAGUGUCAGGCCAAGGGUGAGGAUGGUCUUGCUGUCUCCCUCGUCAAGGAUGGGUGUAGCGUGUCUCAGGUAAUGGGAGAGUUCAGAGAGGUGCUGGGUAUUGUACACGAGAGCAGCUUUGGCGCCACCCCGGUGCGAAGAGUCACUCAAUACGCCCAGAUAGAAGCAUUCAACACCAGACCCUCUCAGCAAAAUAUUACAAUAAUUUGCACAAUUAAGAUGUGCAGUGAAGUGUGCUUAGAGCAGCCAGCGUGUGUACACUCUGACAUCAACCUUGGCAGGAGUAAAAGGCCCACAAUAUCACAAUAUUCUCAAAUGGUCACUCUAGGCAAAGCCUUCAGGGUAGCUGGUUUGUCAGGAAGCUCGUCUGAAGGGCCUUCAAAAAUUCUGAGAGGUGGAGCCUCUCCAAAGGAUGCAGUUAUAUAUGACACUACUGCAUUAAGUACCAAGUGUAUGCCUUAUAAGAGUGUAUACAUCCUGGUGGGGAUGUUGAGUGGUAUGUACCUGAUCAUCCUGGGUGUGUGCGUGUACUGCGUCCACCGCUCCGCCACCAGGACAGUCGUACAAAGUUGCUUAGAGGACUAUGAAUCUCCCAAGAAGGCUCUCUACCCAGAGUACAGCUCCCCACGCAAGCGCUCGCCCAAGGGUUCGCCUGAAUAUUCGUCUUUACUAUAAAUGGUAGAGCUGCGUUUUAGCAGUUUCUUGGUAAAAAAAUUUUGUAGUAUAUACGAAAUUCUCGUGGGACAUGUUUUUUCGUAAAUAUUCCAAUAUUAAUCCUUUCAUGAAUUUUAAUUUGCAGUCUUGUAAGUUCAACAUUUUAAUCUUUACUUUUAUUCAUUUCAAACCUUAAGAUUUUAGCUUUGUCUUCGUACUAACUUUCAGAAACAUUAUUUUGCAAAUUACUAAUUUUCAAUCUCUUAAAAACCACGCUUUCCGCAGGAUUCUGUCACUUGUACUAUAAAGCUUUCUUUGCAUAACCCCUAAUAAAUGCCCCUAAGCUUAAACUCCAGGACUUUACCUGGAGGCGUUGUGUAUGUACUACUCGAAUCCGUUUUUAGGAUAUACAUGUAUCUUGAACUGCGGCCUAUUAAGCCUCGUGUAGUGUAUAUCCAGACAAUUUUUCCUGUAUUUCUUGUGAACGCUUCAUUUUAAGCAGAGUUAAAAUUAAUGGUUCAACUUUCAGAGUACCUAAUAUACAAGGUAGAUAUUAACAUAAAAGAUAAUGAGUCCGGUAAACUUCUUGUAACUGGGUCAAAUUAUCAAAAUACUUGAGGAAAUGUAAACUAGUGUACUCGAUUAAACUAAGUUCCACAAUGUUUGGCAUUGUAGUGGAGUUUGACAUUACUCUAGCUUCUGUCGAUCGGAUUAAUAAACUUAGGAAGUCUAGCAAGCGCCUAGCAGUGACACAUCACGAACUAACACUAGUGGCAACACCAGUCACCGCCAGAAGAAAUCUCACUGCUCGUGUCGUGGAGGCAAUUACUGGCUGGAUGCAUGCGUCGCCACGGUGUUGAACUAUUUAAUCAUGUGUAACUUCUGUUUUUUUAAGUUUGAAAAUGGUUUUAUUGUUCAAAUCCGGUAUGGUUUUUUUUUUUAUAGUUAGCGUAGCCUCGGGAACACAAAUAUUUGUAUGCACUGCUUUAAAAGAUCAUUAAUUUUGAGUAUUGUGAAGAGGCACCCUGUUAAUGUGUCAAUUUCUUUCUUUAAAUUGUGUAUUGGUUUUAAUAUUGUUUAGUGUUCAUAGCUUUAUCUUUGUUACUGAUGUAUUUGUUUUAUUGGUUGAAAUUAUAAGGCUACUGCAGUAAAAUUU
This is a messenger RNA of Cherax quadricarinatus, 3275 nucleotides long. RefSeq lists its product as uncharacterized. The record is from RefSeq and is a predicted model, not a curated record. Lineage: Eukaryota; Metazoa; Arthropoda; Malacostraca; Decapoda; Parastacidae.